AAUGUCACUUUCCAACAUGUUAAAGAGUAAAAAAAGCCUUCAAUCAUCAAUUCAAUCCCAAAAACACGAAAAAGUCAUCUCAACCAUCAUAACAUAAACAGAACCAAAAGAUCCACCGAAUCCAACCUUGUCCCCAAACACAAACAAAUUCAUCUAUCUCCUCCUAUAAUCCGAAUCUCAAGAUCUCUCUUUUCCUUUCAAUUUUCAAACUCUUUUUUAAUUUAGUAAUCAAAAUCAAAAUCCACCCUCUCUUCUUACUUUCCGAGAAUUUGAUACUUUCAGUUUUAUUUUCAAUCUUCUCCAAUGGAAACUGUGUUGGAUCAAGCUACUAUCAUUUGUUCUCACUGUGAUCGAGCUAUUCCUGUUGCAAAUGUUGACUUGCAUAAUGCUCAUUGUUCAAGGAACCUCCAAAAGUGCAAAGUUUGUGGUGAUAUGAUUCCCAAAAAAAAUGCUGAGGAGCACUAUUUAACAACUCAUGCACCAGUUUCAUGUUCAUUGUGCAGUGAGAAAAUGGAUCGUGAUAUUAUAAAUAUCCAUGAAGGUGAAAAUUGCCCGAAAAGGAUUGUCACUUGUGACUUCUGUGAAUUCCCACUGCCAGCAGUUGAUCUAGCUGAGCAUCAGGAAGUAUGCGGCAAUCGAACAGAACUGUGUCACCUUUGUAACAAAUAUGUUAGACUUCGUGAAAGAUACAAUCAUGAAGCUAAGUGCAAUGGCGGCAUCAUUCAAGAUAGCACUGUUGACUCUUCAAGGAAUGUGAGGGAACCUGAAAGAGACGAAGGCAUUCAACGGAGGCGGCGGCCGCGGCCGCAGAAUGAGUUCUCAACUAAACUCGUUCUUUUCUCAAUAGCCAUCAUUGGUAUUGCUGUUAUACUUGGAUCUUUCCUCCUGCAGAGAAAGGCAGAUCCAAGUGAGGUCCAUUAACAACAGAGAUGAAACAUUUUUGCAUCUCUCAUAUCUGCUUUUUCUGUAUAAUCCAUUUGCUUGCUUCACAAGUCUUAUGAGAUAUACUUUUUUUUCUUCUAGUGUGUUCAUUAUAACACAUCGGCAUUGUCAUCAUUAUAUAAUUAAAUAUCAGAAAACUAUAUAUACAUAAUCCAUUAUUGUAUUUGAAGAUGACUAAUAUAGUUCUGCAUUUGAUGGAAAUAAAUUAAAGUACGUUUAUAUGAA
Lathyrus oleraceus (garden pea) is the source of this 1167-nucleotide messenger RNA. RefSeq lists its product as uncharacterized. The record is from RefSeq and is a predicted model, not a curated record. Gene Ontology annotation, cellular component: mitochondrion. The transcript has 5 exons. NCBI's taxonomy places the organism in Eukaryota, Viridiplantae, Streptophyta, Magnoliopsida, Fabales, Fabaceae. Bases 304 to 921 code for a protein of 205 amino acids.